Molecule: messenger RNA, 1688 nt
Organism: Brassicogethes aeneus
Lineage: Eukaryota; Metazoa; Arthropoda; Insecta; Coleoptera; Nitidulidae
Source: the annotation of a GenBank genome assembly
GCUAGCUCUAAUCUGGUGAGCCGCAGCGUGCCCUGGCCACGGCCGACCGCUAUUAACGCAACGGCAGUGCAGUGACUAUUUUUCCAACGGUGUGCUGACUGAUUGGUUUUUGACGGUGACGAGAGGUCCGGUGGCGCGCUCAAGGCUCUUGCGAUUUGAUGGCCAAAAUCAAGGGAGACUUGUUAUAAUUUAAAAUGGAGGACGACAUAGAUAAAACAAUAAAAUGAGCCCAACAAAGGUUGAAACAAGAAAAGGAUGCGUCCGAACGCCCCAUUUCGAUAUACUAUGGCUGCCGAGAGCGGCCCUGCGCUCCGUGGAGGGCGACCCAUCCGACUGCGUGCUGGUGGUCGGUGUCUCGCGACCGAAGAUGGCUCUGGCCAUCUUGACCGUGAUGCUUCUAUCGCUCUUCCUCACCUUCCACAUGAUUUAUGACAGCGCCCUUAACAGCCUCCAUCAAGUCGACCACGAGCGCUCCCGCCCCCCAAUAUUGCUGCUGUCGCGGCGGUUGUAUCCGGCGGCCGCGAGGAGGCUUCCGCAGGCCAUCAUCAUGGGGGUGAGGAAGUGUGGCACCAGGGCGCUUUUGGAGAUGCUGUACCUGCACCCCCGGGUGCAGAAAGCGGCAGGGGAGGUACACUUUUUCGACCGAGAUGACAACUACAACAAGGGGUUGGAGUGGUAUAGGAUGCAGAUGCCGCAUUCCUAUCACGGCCAGAUCACAAUAGAGAAGAGUCCCAGUUAUUUCGUUACGCCGGAGGUUCCCGAAAGAAUCCGAGCAAUGAAUGCUAGCGUGAAGCUUCUUCUCAUAGUGCGCGAGCCAGUGACGCGCGCAAUCUCCGACUACACUCAGCUGCGAGCGAACGCGGCAACCGCGCCUCCAACGCUCCCCACCCCUCCCCCCAAGUCCUUCGAGCAGCUGGCCCUCCACCCCAACGGCUCCAUCAACGAGGCCUAUCGCCCCCUGGCCAUCUCCGUCUAUCACAACUAUCUGCACAGGUGGUUGGAGGUAUUUCCCCGGGAGCAGAUACUCAUAGUGAACGGGGACCUUCUGAUAGAAGACCCGGUUCUGCAGAUCCAAAAAAUCGAACGUUUCCUCGGCCUGGAACCGCGCAUCGGCACCCAAAACUUUUACUUCAAUGAAACCAAAGGUUUCUACUGCCUGCGAAACGAAACAUCCGACCGAUGUCUGCGAGAGACCAAAGGCAGGAAACACCCCAGGGUGCAAGCGGGAGUGGUGUCGAAAUUGAGGAAAUAUUUUUUGGAGCACAACCAGAAGUUGUAUGAGCUGCUCGGUGAAGAUUUGGGAUGGCCAGAAGAAUAAUAUUAAGUUAGAUAUAUUAAGUUUUUUUGUAUGGUUUGUAUGGUCUACUGGUGUAGUUUUAAACCAUGUCUUGGUACAUAAAUUUUACAAGUAACUUAGACAUAUCAUAAUUGUGAAAAUAUUAUAUUAAGUAUUUUACAAAAAAACGUAUUUUUUGUACCAAGAUAAAUACUAGAAAGUCACAAUGGGAUAGUUAUUUUAUUACAUAUUCAAAAACCAUAAAAAGAAUUUUUGAAAUAAAAACACCCAUUGUGUAAUAUUUUGCUCAAUUUCUAGAUACCAAUUUUUUAUCACAUACAAAAUAUAAAGAGUUGUGCAAUAAGUUACCAAAUACAUAUCAAAAAAGUACCGUGUGUUUCACAAAAUAUAC